AUGCCAUCCUUGACAGAUUCUCUAGCAAAUUUAUCUAUUCAAUCCGAAUCAAUAUCUCAACUCGCUUCUCUAAACUCCAGACCAGCAGGGCCUUACACACAAGCAUAUCUCUACCUCCCCGAUUCCCUCGCAGCGGGACACGGAGUCACCGGACUUAUUCGGGAUGCUCAAGAACCCGAAGUGAGAUUAUUCAAGUUUAUAGGAGAGACAGAUGUGACUGGUGCAGGAGGUGAGAAAAGGGUGGAGAAGAGAGAAGGGAUUGUUACUCCUUUGAAAAGAUUGAAGAGAGAUCAAGGGGAUAGAGGUGAUGUAGAAGUGAUUUUGAGAACGGCUUUGAAAUUGGUGGAUGAUUAUCGUCCUAUGCCAAGAGCCAGAGCACACAUUGCAAACCUUCUCGAAACACAUCAAAAACAACAAGAUCGUAUUCUUCAACUCGAAAGUCAAAUCCAACAUCUCAACAAUCCAUCUAUCAAACCUUCACCACCCCUUAAACCCAAAAUAUCUCUUUCACCUUCCUCAAAGAUCACUCCGUCAAGUCCAAACGUCAAAUUAACACCUGACGAAGCUAUAAAAGCAGAAGAAGAAUCUCUCAAAACUCUCGAAUCAUCCUUACAAAUACUACGUCGUCAAACGAUUCAAAACACUUCUCCUCAUUCUUCUAAAAUCAACACCGUAUCUCCUCAAUCAACAAGAAAACAAAUUUCACCUCGAUCUGAAAAGAAAAGUACGUCUCCACAAAUGUCCAAGAUGAAAUCUAUCUCAACACCGGCCAAAACACCUUUACCGAAUAUUACCAACUCUCUCGUUAAUGGUACAACUCCUCAUAGACAUCUUGGAACUAUCAAUCGGUUUUCUCCUCUGAAACUUUUAGGUACACCAAGGGCAGGAGUGGGACCUAGUGGAUUAGGAGUGAAUGAAGAUAAGAGUAUAUUUGGGAAAAGACUUUCGAGGUCGGUCAUUAAGAUCAGACCUGUUUCACUGGAUUUACCACUACAACCACCGUCUAUCGAUAUACACGAGGAGACGCAGAAUGACGAGGAUGGAGAAGAAGGUGAUGUAACGAUUAGAUUAUCAUCAUCUACGAAUUUGUUGAAGAGUCCUAUUGUCGCUGGAGAUACUACUCCGAAGAAAGAUCAAACGUCUGAUAAAGCACAAGAUGGUUUGUUAGAUGUCAAAGAUGCAACACCGAGGAAGGAAGUGACGCCGACUAAAAAGAUUACACCAAGACGAUCUGACAUUUCGUCCAGUUCAAUCAGAUCACCCAUGGGUACAAGGGUAGAAGGGGUUAAUGUGACUUUGGAAAAUGUGAGAAUAGCCGUGACGAAAAUAUGGGAAACCCUUGCGGAGCUUAUGCGGACUGGUCGAGAUAACCCUUCUCAUACCAUCCCAGAUACAGUAAAGAGACAUGGGACAUGGGACGCUCCCUGA
Tremella mesenterica DSM 1558 is the source of this 1428-nucleotide messenger RNA. RefSeq lists its product as uncharacterized. Lineage: Eukaryota; Fungi; Basidiomycota; Tremellomycetes; Tremellales; Tremellaceae. The transcript is spliced from 5 exons. The coding region runs from base 1 to 1428 and encodes 475 amino acids. The record is from RefSeq and is a predicted model, not a curated record.